This is a messenger RNA of Schistosoma mattheei, 1313 nucleotides long. Lineage: Eukaryota; Metazoa; Platyhelminthes; Trematoda; Strigeidida; Schistosomatidae. The record is from the annotation of a GenBank genome assembly.
AUCGUCGACUCAGAAAUGCCUUAGACAAACCCAUUUCCCCUCAAAAUAAACCGAAAUUCAACUACCUACUGAAACUACUACGGUUGCUACAGUCGAUUACUUCAUUAGCACAAAAUGACUGGUUCCUGCCAACUUGUAACAAAAAUAUCGGAUAUCGAAUUAAUAUUUUAUGGGGGUGGAUAUGUAAACUUCUUUACUAAACCUGUGGAUAAUUUGCUUCGAGGUUUCUAUGAUGCGUUUUUCCUAUUCAGACACCAACUAAUGAAAAACGACUACGAUAAUAAUCUGUCCUUGGCAACAGGAGGUUUCGAUCAUACUAUCCGAAUGUGGCAACCGAGCACUGGAAAAUAUAUCCAAGGUUUUCAGCACAAUGAAUCACAGGUAAACGCUCUUGAAUUUUCCCGCGACGGACAGUACCUAGCAGCUGGUGGUUAUGGUCGAGUUCGUAUUUAUGAUGUUCAGGGCCCCGCAACACCCUUCGUUAUGGUUUCAGAUUUCACGAAAAAUGUAAACACAGUUGGCUUUAAUGAUACAGGGAACUGGAUGUUUGCAGGAGCUGAAGAUCGUGUAGCAAAGAUUAUAGAUUGGCGAGCUGGUGGAAAUCUGUGGAUAACACGUAUUUACCAGACGUCCUCGAGCAUUAAUACAAUGUUGCUUCAUCGCAAUCAACAUGAAAUUCUCAUCGGAACAAAAGUAACUUCAUUAGCUGCGGUUAACUCUGCUGGUCAACUUAUUGUUUGGUCUUUAACAGGUGAUUCUGCUUGGAAACCUAUCGAAAAACAUCGGCAGAAAGUACACCCAACUUAUGUUCUGAAAGUGCAAUUUUCGCCAGAUAGUACAUUGAUAGCUACUGGGGGAGGUGAUGGGAAAUUUAAUCUUUUAAAGACUGCUGAUUUUAGUUUAGUUACAACGCGACAGGGUAGUCCAUCAGGUCAUCACUGGGUUUGGGAUUGCGCGUUUUCGGCAGACUCUCGCUUUUUGCUCACUGCGACUUCCGAUGGAGUUGCUCGCUUAUGGAAUUUGGAGACAGGUGAAGUGCCCGUUGAAUACAAAGGACAUCAGAGAGCGAUAACUUGUAUGGCCUUCCGUGAUCAUUCUUUGAAGUCUAUGUAGUCUUUAACUCAAUGAAAACUAGAUGUAUAGUAUGAAAACAAUUGCUUGAUCUUAUGCAUUUUUACUUUUUUAAAAGCUGUUAUAGACGUGAACUUCUGAGCUAUUUGUAAGUGUCAAUUUAUUUCCUUAGCAUGGUACAGCAGAUGUUAAUGCUUGCAAAGUGCCGCUGUUUAUAAUACAUCAAAUUUCCAAAUUAGAGU